Molecule: messenger RNA, 769 nt
Organism: Alligator sinensis (Chinese alligator)
Lineage: Eukaryota; Metazoa; Chordata; Crocodylia; Alligatoridae
Product: C-type lectin domain family 4 member F-like
Exons: 5
Coding region: 1-576 (191 amino acids)
Biological process (GO): biological process involved in interspecies interaction between organisms
Cellular component (GO): external side of plasma membrane
Molecular function (GO): carbohydrate binding
Source: RefSeq, a predicted model, not a curated record
AUGAAAGCAGCAGCAGAAGAGCCUGUGUAUGAGAACAUGGUCAUGUCCAACGCUCCUCGCCAGUCUGGCGACAACGGCCAGCAGCUGGUGGGUGAAAUUCAGCCAUUACGGGGCCUGUGGGAGGAGAUCGUCUCGCCCUGCGCUGUGCUCCAGGAGCAAUACCGCUACCUCCUGACCAGGGUUUCCCAAGGCUGGAGACAUCAUGGAGGGAACCUCUACUACUUCUCAAAGGAGAAAAGGUCCUGGGAGGAGGCUGAGCGCUUUUGUGUGUCCCAGGACUCGCACCUGAGCUCCGUCCUCUCCUGGGAAGAGCAGGAGUAUCUUGCCACGCAAGUCAAAGGUGCAGAUCAAAGGUGGAUCGGGCUGAGUGACCGUGAGGCAGAGGGCUCCUGGCGCUGGGCGGACGGCUCCAAGUACACGGCGGGGUUUUGGACAGAAAGCCAGCCGGACAACUGGGAUCAGGGAGUUGGAGGGACAGAAGACUGCGUUCACCUGGACCAACCACGUUAUGAAACAUGGAACGAUGCCAACUGCACCGAGCAGCACCGGUGGAUCUGUAAGACGGCCCUGGGGUAGGCCACUGUUCUCCCAGGGAAGCCACACGCAGUAGCCUGGGACCGUAGAAUAAGCAUCUGUAAAGCAAGCUCGCUCAGAAUAGGUUAAGACAAGUUCAAAUAAGUGCUUUUGGGCAUCACUAGUAGCAGUUAAGAGUAACAGCCGGUGUUCUGCUUUGCGGUAAGAACUGAAUUGCACGUAGUCAGCUAGCAGC